Molecule: messenger RNA, 1706 nt
Organism: Ipomoea nil (Japanese morning glory)
Lineage: Eukaryota; Viridiplantae; Streptophyta; Magnoliopsida; Solanales; Convolvulaceae
Product: AAA-ATPase At3g50940-like
Exons: 4
Coding region: 62-1645 (527 amino acids)
Molecular function (GO): ATP binding; ATP hydrolysis activity
Source: RefSeq, a predicted model, not a curated record
GAUCAUAAUCAGCUAUCAGCUAACUUAAUCAACUAUCCACCAUUUGUCAAAAUAUAUAAUAAUGUUGAAAAAGUUGUCUCUUGUGAAUAUGCCCUCAACAACGGCAGUUCUAUCAGCGUACACCUCACUCACCGCGUCUGCUUUCCUGAUCAGAACAUUUGUGAGUGAGUUCCAAACCAUAGCCAACCAACUCUUGCCCGAAGAAAUCCGAGCAAAAAUUCUGUCUAAAAUUGGGGGCCUAUUUGGCAACUUCUUCUUCUUCACUACUGCCCAAAUGAGUGUGGUUAUUGAUGAACAUAAUGGUUUCCACAUAAACAACGAAAUCUUUGAAGCUUCCGAGGCUUAUCUCAGAACAAAGCUAAGCCCCUCAUCAAAAACGGAUAGGCUUGUGGUGUUCAAGACUCCACAGGAGAAGAGCUUCUCGUUCAUCAUCAGCACAGGAGAGAAGAUAAUAGAUAAAUUUGAAGGCGUAGAAUUCAUCUGGGAAUUGAAAGUCUCUGAAUCUCAGAAGCCUGGUCUCGAUUAUGAUGGUAAUCCACGUUCAGAAAGUGCAGAACGUAGAGCAUUUGAACUCAUCUUUAACCAGAAAUGCAGAGAAAUGGUGUUCAGUUCAUACAUACCAUUUGUGCUGGAAAAAUCAAAGGCCAUACAAGAGGAAAACAAAAUUAUAAAGAUCUACUCUCUUGGGGACUGGUAUGGAGAAGUUAAUCUGGACCAUCCCUCCACGUUCGAGACACUGGCCAUGGAUCCCGAGCUCAAGAAGGAGUUGAUUGAAGAUUUGGACAGGUUUGUUAGCCGAAAAGAUUACUACAGGAGAGUUGGGAAGGCAUGGAAAAGAGGGUACUUAUUGUAUGGGCCUCCAGGAACUGGUAAGUCAAGCUUGAUAGCGGCCAUGGCCAACUAUCUCAGAUUUGACGUCUACGACUUGGAUCUCUCAUCCCUAAAUGGCAGCUGCGACAUUCAAAGAUUACUAGUCAAUACUAAAAACCGAUCAAUUAUAGUGAUUGAGGACAUUGAUUGCAACGUCCAAUUGCAGAACAGAAACGCCGAUGAAGACGAAGAAUACUCUCCUCCUCCUUACAACUCGCAGGGCGAUAAAAGUAAGGUAUCUCUGUCUAGUUUGCUGAAUUUCAUUGAUGGACUGUGGUCAUGCUGUGGCGACGAGAGGAUCAUCGUCUUCACAUCAAACUACAAGGAUAGAUUAGACCCUGCACUACUCAGGCCAGGAAGAAUGGACAUGCACAUCCACAUGUCCUAUUGCACUCCAACUGGAUUUAGGGUUCUUGCAUCAAACUACCAUCACCUCAAAGAUCACUUCAAGUUCGCCAAGAUCGAUCAACUUUUAGCCCAAGUGGAUGUGACACCAGCUGAGAUUGCAGAAGAGCUGAUGAAGAGUGACGAGGCAGAUGUUGCCCUUAAAGGAUUGGUUAAGUUUAUGAAAAAGAAAAAAAUUGCACAUCAUAAUGAUAAUGAUGAUGAUAAUGCUAAUGAUGAUGAUGGUGAUGCUGAGUUGAAGGUAGGAGGAAGUGAGAGUGGUGGAAUCAGUGAUGUAAGCAAGAUAGUAGCUGAGAAGAGUGGGAAGAAAAAUAAUAAUAAGAAGAGAAAGAAGGCGAAGAAAAUGGGUAGAAACUUCAACCAUUCUUGAGACAAAAGGUGAAAUCGAGCCCAACCUGAUUCGAGGGAUAAAUCAAUUGAUCAUUACUCGU